Messenger RNA from Microthlaspi erraticum, 243 nucleotides. NCBI's taxonomy places the organism in Eukaryota, Viridiplantae, Streptophyta, Magnoliopsida, Brassicales, Brassicaceae. The record is from the annotation of a GenBank genome assembly.
AUGAAUCGGGAGAAGUUGAUGAAGAUGGCUAACACUGUCCGCACUGGCGGAAAGGGUACAGUCAGGAGAAAGCACAAGGCUGUGCACAAGACAAAUACAACUGAUGACAAGAGACUCCAGAGCACUCUGAAGAGAAUUGGAGUCAACUCAAUUCCAGCAAUUGAAGAAGUUAACAUCUUUAAGGAUGUGCACUUGCAGCUCAUUAGUUGGGUUUAUAAAUUGGGAAAAUUUGAGGCAAUCUAA